Messenger RNA from Neltuma alba, 1066 nucleotides. Its product is annotated as pathogen-related protein-like. The record is from RefSeq and is a predicted model, not a curated record. Lineage: Eukaryota; Viridiplantae; Streptophyta; Magnoliopsida; Fabales; Fabaceae. The coding region runs from base 221 to 919 and encodes 232 amino acids. The transcript has 4 exons.
UUAUGUGACCAAGUCAGAGAACCACCUAAACUAAAACCUUUUCCUUUCAGAAUUCUCAUGCCCCGGUUUUCAAUUCAAAAUAUUAUUGUUUACUUUUAAAUUUUUGAAUAUGGAAUCGGUAGGGCAAAUUCAUUUUGCAUUCCUGCGUUGAAAAAGUUUCUCAGAGGAUAUUAUAAAACCCAAACUUCAAGCCGCGCGCAACUCACUCUAGCGUGAAGUUAUGGAGGACAGUUAUCGCACUUUCUUACACGGAGAUGCAGAGAAGAACAUCGAUUGGAGAUUUGGUGCCCCUCCUAAUUAUGAUGUUGUCAACAAGCUCUUCGAAGAAGGCAGAACCAAGGUAUGGCCUCCGGGGUCGUUGGAGGAGAAGGUGCAGACUCUCCUAAAGAAUUGGGAAAUGGAACUUUUCCACAAGGCAGAUCCCCGCCAGUACAGAUCAAUGGACCCAGACAAAUAUACUUUCAGCCUGAACGGAAGGAAGCCUAUAACUUUUGAAGAUUUAAUCAAGCUUGGUGGAGGGUAUAACCCGCUACUGCAAACCUCCCUGCCAGACAAAUUCAAGUUAUACAAUCCAGAUGAAGAAACAGCAGAGUCAUCUCACAAGGCUUUUACAACUACUUUCCCCCGAGGGUUUGCUCUGGAGAUUGUCCACGUGUACUGUGGCCCACCAGUGGUUGUUUUCAAGUUCAGGCACUGGGGUUACAUGGAGGGUCCUUUCAAAGGCCAUGCCCCAACUGGAGAAAAGAUUGAAUUAUUUGGAAUAGGCAUUUUCACGUUGGACGAGGAUGAGAAAGUAAUGAAGGUGGAGUUCUUUUACGAUCCUGCCGAGCUGCUUGGACCUCUCUCGAAGGGCCCUGUCUCUGAUGGCUCUAAUGAAGAUGCCGUUUCAAGCUGUCCUAUCAUGACGAAUACUGGGUAGAGAACCCCACAAGUUUCCACCCAAACUUGAAUAAAUGAUCUGAGUGCUUCAAUCAGUUCAAGGUUGUUGCAGGAUGAUUAUGUUUUAUGACUGUGUCACCUCCCUCCCACCGUCCAAUAUAAUAAAGAAUAUAUUGUGAGAUAUGCA